Messenger RNA from Danio aesculapii, 1155 nucleotides. RefSeq names its product gastrula zinc finger protein xLCGF3.1-like. Lineage: Eukaryota; Metazoa; Chordata; Actinopteri; Cypriniformes; Danionidae. Gene Ontology annotation, molecular function: RNA polymerase II cis-regulatory region sequence-specific DNA binding; DNA-binding transcription factor activity, RNA polymerase II-specific. The record is from RefSeq and is a predicted model, not a curated record. The transcript has 2 exons. Gene Ontology annotation, biological process: regulation of transcription by RNA polymerase II. Bases 52 to 1023 code for a protein of 323 amino acids.
GCUGCCAUCAGUGAAAGUCAAAGACAGAGUUUAUUGAAGGACAGUGAGAAGAUGAGUGAUCCAGAACCCUGCAGAAUUAAACAGGAAGAGACUGAAGAACUAAUCGAGGUGGUGGUGAAGGAGGAGAGUGAAGAACUGAGUGAAGAUGAGGAGAAACAUCAUGUCAAAACUGAAACUGAAACUCACACAAAAACCGAACAUGUUUUUUUAACGGAAACAACAGAUGUGAAUGGAUUCACCUGCACUCAGUGUGGAAAGAGUUACAGCCGCAAAUGCGCUCUUAAGCUUCACAUGAGGAUCCACACUGGAGAGAAACCAUUCAAGUGUUCACACUGCGACAUGAGCUUCUUUUGUUCAGGAUAUCUGAAAACACACGAGAUGACCCACACCGGAGAGAAACCAUUCAUGUGCGCUCAGUGUGGGAAGAGUUACAGCCACAAAAACAAUCUCAAGCUUCACAUGAGGAGCCACACUGGAGAGAAACCAUUCAAGUGUUCACACUGCGAGAGGAGGUUUAGUAACUCAGGACACCUGAAACACCACAGAAUGAUUCACACAGGAGAGAAACCGUUCACAUGUGCUCAGUGUGGAAAGAGUUUUACUCGACAGUCGUGUUUAUCGCAACAUCAGCAGAUCCACACUGGUGUGAGUAAAAAUGUCUGCAUUUUGUGUCAGAAGUCUUUUAUUAGAGCUGGAAACUUGAAACAGCACCAGAUGACUCACACAGGAGAGAAACCGUACACGUGUUCACACUGCGACAAGAGCUUCAGCCAGUUAAAAGUGUUGAAAAUACAUGAGCGGAUUCACACUGGAGAGAAACCGUUCACAUGCACUCAGUGUGGGAAGAGCUUCACACAAUCAUCACACUUUAAUCGACACAUGCUGAUCCACACCGGAGAGAAAACGCACAUAUGUAACCAAUGCAGCAAGACAUUUUUGAGGCCUUGCGAGCUGAAGAGACAUCUUAGAGUUCAUUCAAAGAAGAGGCCUUGCUCUGUAAGAAAGCAACGAAAUCCUUCAUGAAAACUCGCCGUUGUAUUCACAAACAUCAGAUUCAAUGCUUAAAGGUGUGUAUGUUAAUGAAUUCAAAUCAUUUGUAUAAAGGUCACACGUUCAGCUCGGUUACAAUUAGCAUAAAUCUCGCGUAUACAGCAA